Messenger RNA from Drosophila navojoa, 728 nucleotides. RefSeq names its product Actin-related protein 2/3 complex, subunit 3A (gene Arpc3A). The record is from RefSeq and is a predicted model, not a curated record. Gene Ontology annotation, cellular component: Arp2/3 protein complex; cytoskeleton. Gene Ontology annotation, biological process: regulation of actin filament polymerization; Arp2/3 complex-mediated actin nucleation. Lineage: Eukaryota; Metazoa; Arthropoda; Insecta; Diptera; Drosophilidae.
AAAUUCGGUUACACUCUUAAUAAUUUGCAGUGGGUGUUUGCUCAAAUAAUUUAUAGAAACCCGAAAACUUUAGUUAAAAGCCGCAAAUUAUUUUAUCUUAACAAUGCCGGCAUACCACUCGCAAAUUAAGGACUUUCGUCAACAGGUAGGCAACAUGGCCAUUCUACCAUUGCGUACCCAGGUGCGUGGACCAGCCCCAUCUACGAAUACGGAAAAUGAUAUUAUUGAUGAGUCACUUUAUUUCUUCAAAGCAAAUGUAUUCUUCCGGACAUACGAAGUGAAGUCGGAGGUGGAUCGAGUUCUAAUCUAUGUUACGUUAUAUAUAACCGAAUGUCUUAAGCGGCUGACACGUUGCACUAGCAAGGCCCAGGGUCAACAAGAAAUGUAUAGCCUAGCUAUUUCUAAGUUCGAUAUACCCGGCGAAUCAGGUUUUCCACUAAAUUCGGUCUAUGCCAAGCCUCAAAGCUCACAGGAUGCCGAUCUUAUGCGACAGUAUAUUUUACAGCUGCGCCAUGAAACAGGCAAUCGUGUGUUAGAGAAGGUAUUUAACACCGAGGAUGGCAAGCCAAACAAAUGGUGGACUUGCUUUGCGAAGAAGAAGUUCAUGGAGAAGAGUUUGGCCGGUCCAGGACAAUAAAUCGAAAUGUAUUUUAUUCCAAUGUCGAAUUGUAUUAUUUAGUAUCGAUUUUUUAUGCGAAUACAAUAACCACAUAAAUGUGUCUAUGUUA